Molecule: messenger RNA, 1292 nt
Organism: Fusarium verticillioides 7600
Lineage: Eukaryota; Fungi; Ascomycota; Sordariomycetes; Hypocreales; Nectriaceae
Exons: 2
Coding region: 328-987 (219 amino acids)
Source: RefSeq, a predicted model, not a curated record
AAACAAUGGGGCCUAUCAAGCAGUUGUUCUCAUCUAGCUUAAGCUGGCUCUACUCUAUUGUUGCCGAUAUAAUACGGAGGACACGACUCUAAACAGCUUGCUUACGUUGCGUACCUGUUACUACCGUGGCACUUCAGCCUCAAAGAGAACAACAACUUAGGUUUCUCGACUCUCUACAGCUGUUGUAUGGCUUUGGUCCAAGUCGAUCUUGAAAAAGCCACAGCAAGAAAGUCAACCUUGGCUUCCCCUCUGACUCAACUGCCAAUACUCAGCCACAGCCUCAAUCACGGUCACAGCGUGCAGUUUCAACCCAAACGAAAAACAUAAAUGUACAAAUUCUCGUCAAGUCUAAAUCUCAAUCCUCGGAUCUUCAUUCAUCACUACUCAGUAAAAAUGGCUACGUCAAAUCCCGGUCCAGUAUAUUUCUGGCGUGAGACAGACCCAGCAACAGGAUACCUAUCACAAUGGUAUUAUUGUCCUUUCAAGGAUGAUCAGGAUGAGAAAAAGACAUACAAAACAGCAGAGCAUUAUAUGAUGCAUCACAAAGCCAUCCUAUUCGACGACGAAGCCACCGCGCUUGAGGUCCUCAAAACGGGCCAUCCACGAAAAGUCAAGUCUCUCGGCCGCCAGGUAAAGAACUUUGACGAGGCAGUAUGGCUAAAGCAUCGACGUGACAUAGUCCGAAAGGGCAACAUCCUCAAGUUCACACGGGCUAUCACAGAGGAGGGUUUUAAGAGAGGCACGCCCGGGGCAAAUCAACCAAGUUCAUUACACUGGCCCAUCGAUGGUUCUCUAGCAGAUAUGUUAAUCGACACGGGCGACAGAGAACUUGUCGAGGCCAGUCCAUUUGAUCCAGUCUGGGGCAUUGGGUUCAAAGCUGCAGAUGCAGAUGCUGCGAGAGACUCGUGGGGUGAGAAUUUGCUAGGUAAGGAAUUGAUGGAAGUUAGAAGGAUCUUGAAGGAGAGACGAGACGGCCAAAGAGCAUGAGUGGCGAUACAACUGCGCUGUAAUACAAUAUUGAAUCGUGCAAACGGGUAUCACUUUGUCAGGAACGGAACAAUGAUUGUUUGAGCUGUUUCGGCUGUACGCCUAAAUAGAUUGCACCGACCUUGAAAACCAAGGCAACUUUUGAACAUGUCUAUAAGUCCAUCUUCCUCCCACCAAUGAUGCCCGGCCCAAUGCCCAUAUUCCCCUCCAUAAUCAUACAUAAAAAGAGCCUCGUCCCGAGGCAAACAGAGCGGCGUGGUAGUAGUCAUUUUUUGCUGUUUAACAGCCCCAAACCCAUUCUCCAG